This is a messenger RNA of Dentiscutata erythropus, 539 nucleotides long. NCBI's taxonomy places the organism in Eukaryota, Fungi, Glomeromycota, Glomeromycetes, Diversisporales, Gigasporaceae. The record is from the annotation of a GenBank genome assembly.
GGAUGAAUCUUUCACGGAUUCAAGCCAUGAAGCGGGGAGAGGGACAAGCAGAGAAGUGUCAACACGCUCGCCAUCACUUGAAAACGAGCAGAUCAAGUCUCAGCGUUCGUCCUGAUGGACAAUUUAUAUAUUCAAACCUAAAGCAUGAAUUCAAGACGGAAGUAGGUGCACUUGAAUCUAGUAGACCUCUAAAUUCGCCCCAAAAAAAGAAACAAAGCGACAGGUUAAAACUCAUAAUAACGAUGCUAAUCACUAUAAUCGAAAAAGGUCCUGUUCCAGCAAACUAUACUUUUGCCGGUGUUUGCGACAAUAGAGUAAAUGCAACAAAUUCUAAGUCAGUCCGACUUAAAGGAUUUGUUGUAUUGGUCGCGGGAUUUAGUACCAUUUUAUGGCGAGUUGAACAAAAAUGGAAGAAUGGAGGUUUUAAGAAGGAUUGGGAAACAUACCUCAAAGAAAAAUCAAAAUCGGAAUCAAUCAUGGCGUGUUACAGCAUUCAAAGGAACUACAAUUGCGAAGUUGCUUCACAGUUGAAUUGCUAG